CCGGGAGCGGCGCGCCUUGAAGGACGCCCGAGAUGGGGAGCAAGGGGCAUUAUCGGUACCACUGGCAGAGCCACAAUGUCAAGCACAGUGGUGUGGAUGAUAUGGUGCUACUUUCCAAGAUCUCAGAAGAUUCCAUUGUGGAAAACCUCAAGAAGCGAUACAUGGAUGACUACAUAUUUACCUACAUCGGAUCCGUGCUGAUCUCUGUGAACCCUUUCAAACAGAUGCCGUACUUUGGAGAGAAAGAAGUUGAAAUGUACCAAGGAGCUGCUCAAUAUGAAAAUCCACCACAUAUCUACGCUCUAGCGGACAACAUGUACCGAAACAUGAUUAUUGAUCGGGAGAACCAGUGCGUGAUAAUCAGUGGUGAAAGCGGGGCUGGGAAGACGGUGGCUGCCAAAUACAUUAUGAGCUACAUCUCGAAAAUAUCAGGAGGAGGCCCCAAAGUGCAGCAUGUCAAGGACAUCAUUCUGCAGUCUAACCCCCUUUUGGAGGCCUUUGGAAAUGCCAAGACAGUUCGGAACAACAACUCCAGCCGAUUUGGGAAAUACUUUGAAAUCCAGUUUAGCCCAGGAGGGGAACCAGAUGGGGGGAAAAUUUCCAACUUCUUGCUGGAGAAGUCACGGGUGGUGAUGAGAAAUCCUGGAGAGCGCAGCUUCCACAUUUUUUAUCAGUUGAUUGAAGGUGCCUCCGGUGAGCAGAAAACCAGUCUUGGUAUCACCAGUAUGGACUAUUAUCACUACUUGAGUCUCUCUGGAUCCUACAAAGUGGAAGACAUUAAUGACAAAUCUGACUUUCAGGAAACUCUGCACGCCAUGAACGUGAUCGGGAUCUUCGCAGAGGAGAAGGCUUUGGUUCUGCAGAUUGUGGCUGGCAUCCUUCACUUGGGCAACAUCAGCUUCAAAGAAGUUGGCAACUAUGCUGCGGUGGAGAGCGAGGAGUUCUUGGCAUUCCCAGCUUUCCUCCUGGGCAUCAACCAGAGUCGACUGAAAGAGAAACUGACCAGCAGGCAGAUGGACAGCAAGUGGGGCGGCAGAUCGGAGUCCAUUAACGUGACCCUCAAUGUGGAGCAGGCAUGUUAUACCCGAGAUGCCUUGGCCAAAGCCCUUCAUGCCAGAGUCUUUGACUACCUGGUGGAUUCGAUUAAUAAGGCGAUGGAAAAGGAUCAUGAAGAAUACAACAUUGGUGUCCUGGACAUCUAUGGCUUUGAAAUAUUUCAGAAAAACGGGUUCGAACAGUUCUGCAUCAACUUUGUCAACGAGAAGCUGCAGCAGAUCUUUAUUGAGCUGACGCUGAAGGCAGAGCAGGAAGAAUAUGUGCAAGAAGGAAUUCGCUGGACACCCAUUGAUUAUUUCAACAAUAAAAUUGUGUGUGAUCUCAUAGAGAACAAAGUGAAUCCACCGGGCAUCAUGAGCAUUCUGGAUGACGUAUGCGCUACAAUGCACGCCGUGGGCGAGGGAGCUGACCAGACCCUGCUGCAGAAACUACAGAUGCAGAUCGGGACUCAUGAGCACUUCAACAGCUGGAAUCAGGGCUUCAUCAUCCACCAUUACGCGGGAAAGGUGUCCUACGACAUGGAUGGUUUCUGUGAGAGGAACCGGGAUGUUCUGUUCAUGGACUUGAUCGAACUCAUGCAAAGCAGUGAAAUGCCUUUUAUAAAGGCUCUCUUUCCAGAAAGCCUCCAAGCUGAUAAAAAAGGCCGCCCUACGACUGCUGGCAGCAAAAUUAAGAAACAAGCAAACGACCUCGUGGGCACCCUGAUGAAAUGCACUCCUCAUUAUAUCCGCUGCAUCAAGCCGAAUGAAACAAAAAAGCCUCGAGACUGGGAAGAGAGCAGGGUGAAACACCAAGUGGAGUAUCUUGGGCUCAAGGAGAACAUUCGAGUACGGCGAGCAGGUUAUGCCUAUAGGCGAGUGUUCAAAAAAUUCCUGCAGAGGUACGCCAUCCUGACGAAAGCGACCUGGCCUUCCUGGAAAGGUGAUGAGAAACAAGGGGUUCUCCAUUUGCUCCACUCGGUCAACAUGGAUCCUGACCAGUACCAGCUGGGGAGGACAAAAAUCUUCAUCAAAGCACCAGAGUCUUUAUUCCUGCUGGAAGAGAUGCGAGAACGAAAAUAUGACGGCUAUGCACGGGCAAUCCAGAAGGCGUGGCGGAAAUACGUGGCCAGGAAGAAAUAUGUACAAAUGAGAGAAGAAGCCUCUGAUCUGCUGCUGAACAAGAAGGAGAGGAGGCGAAACAGCAUCAACAGGAACUUUGUUGGGGACUACAUCGGCAUGGAGGACCACCCUGAGCUGCGCCAGUUCGUGGGCAAGCGUGAGAAGAUCGACUUUGCCGACAAGGUCACCAAAUACGACCGGCGGUUUAAGGGUGUCAAGCGAGACCUCAUCCUGUCUCCCAAGUGUGUGUACCUGAUCGGGCGGGAAAAGGUGAAGCAGGGCCCAGACCGAGGCCUCGUGAAGGAGGUGUUGAAGCGGAGGAUCGAGGUGGAGAGGAUCCUGUCCGUCUCUUUAAGCACCAUGCAGGACGACCUCUUUGUUCUCCACGAGCAAGAAUACGACAGCCUCCUGGAAUGCGUCUUCAAAACGGAGUUCCUAAGCCUUUUGUCAAAGCGCUACGAGGAGAAAACGCAAAGGAGGCUACCUCUGAAAUUUAGCAAUACGCUUGAUGUGAAGCUGAAAAAGGAGACCUGGGGGCCGUGGAGUGCUGGAGGGUCUCGCCAAGUGCAGUUCAGCCAAGGCCAGGGAGACGUGGCCAUUCUCAAGCCAAGCAAUAAAGUGCUGCAGGUCAGCAUUGGGUCAGGACUUCCAAAAAACUCCCGGCCCACCAGACGGAACUUGACCCAAAACAGAGGCAGUUCCAACAGGACUCCGGGCCAGAACUAUCCUUCCAGGGCUGCUCCACCUCCCCCUGGUCUUCAUCAGAAUGGGGUGAUAAGAGCCCCAUCACUUGUACUGCAUCCGCAAGGCUUGGCAAGCCAGCGAGCCAGCCAAAGAAGUUUAUACACAAGCAUGGCAUGCCCGUCCUUGCCACAGGUCUCUGGAGGAUCAGGCAGGAUUUCCCAGCAACCAGACAGCCUGGACUUCCUCAAGGUGCCGGAUCAAGGUGCUGCUGGAGCUCGCAGGCAGACUACAAACCGGCCCACACCCGCGGGAGGCAGACCAAAGCCACAGCCGAAGCCCAAGCCUCAGGUACCCCAGUGCAGGGCACUGUACGCCUACGAUGCUCAGGACACAGAUGAACUCAGCUUUAACGCCAACGAUGUCAUCGAUAUCCUCAAAGAAGAUCCCUCAGGCUGGUGGACAGGCAGGUUGAGAGGGAAGCAAGGCCUGUUCCCCAACAAUUACGUGACCAAGGUGUGACAGUGCUGGCCAAGAGACCCUUUCUGAGCACCUCGAAGCCAGCUGUGCGACUUUCCCGCUGUUGUCAAC
This is a messenger RNA of Euleptes europaea (tarantolino), 3428 nucleotides long. RefSeq names its product myosin IE (gene MYO1E). Gene Ontology annotation, cellular component: actin cytoskeleton; cytoplasm; vesicle. Bases 33 to 3359 code for a protein of 1108 amino acids. The record is from RefSeq and is a predicted model, not a curated record. The transcript is spliced from 28 exons. Gene Ontology annotation, molecular function: ATP binding; microfilament motor activity; actin filament binding. Gene Ontology annotation, biological process: actin filament organization; vesicle transport along actin filament. NCBI's taxonomy places the organism in Eukaryota, Metazoa, Chordata, Lepidosauria, Squamata, Sphaerodactylidae.